Messenger RNA from Brassica napus (rape), 2627 nucleotides. RefSeq names its product cysteine-rich receptor-like protein kinase 3. Gene Ontology annotation, biological process: protein phosphorylation. Gene Ontology annotation, molecular function: protein kinase activity; ATP binding. The record is from RefSeq and is a predicted model, not a curated record. The transcript is spliced from 8 exons. NCBI's taxonomy places the organism in Eukaryota, Viridiplantae, Streptophyta, Magnoliopsida, Brassicales, Brassicaceae. Bases 361 to 2304 code for a protein of 647 amino acids.
UAAUUUCCCUGUCCUAAAUGCGAUCGCUCUCUUUCCUUGAAUCAUCAUCAUCGAACUCUUUGACUCUCCACACCCAUCUUCUCUCCCAAGCAAAGACGAAAACUACAAGUUGAAUUUUUUUCUUUUUCCGAUUGACCCAACAACCGCAAAUCGAAUUUCAACUUCCUUUUUUUUUUUUUUUUGAACAACUGAUCGAAUUUCAACUUCCAGAUUGGUGUCUCUACCUCCUUUCCCCAUCUCCCAAAUCCACUUGAAGAGAAAAAAACAAUAAAAAAAAAAGAAAGCAGAAUAAAGAUCAAAAACUCCAAAACAAAUGUUAUAUUACUAAACUCCCCAAGACUAAACCCUCAAAAAACCAAGAUGACAACUUUCAUCUCCAACCUCUCUCUUCUCCUCCUUGUCGGUUUGUUCUUAAACCCUGUGAUCUCCGAUUCAAGAGGAGAGACGGUGGCUCAGCGAUGCAGCAACAGAACAACGACCCCUCAGCAAAGAAGUCUCGUCGUAACCAACUUCCUCGCCGCCAUGGACGCGGUGUCUCCGCUAGUGGAAGCUAAAGGCUACGGGCAAGUAGUCAACGGCACAGGGAACUUGACGGUCUAUGCUUACGGAGAGUGCAUGAAAGAUCUUGACAAGAAAGACUGCGACUUGUGUUUCGCUCAGAUCAAAGCUAAAGUCCCUCGUUGCUUGCCCUUUCAACGAGGCACUCGUGGCGGUCGUGUCUUCUCCGAUGGAUGCUUCAUUAGGUACGACGAGUACAACUUCUUCAACGAGACGUUAAGCUCGCAAGACGUGACUAAUUGUUCUAAUAAGGAGAUAACCGGAGUAAACCGGACGCUAUUUCGGGAUAACGCGGGGGAGUUGGUGAAGUUUAUGAGCGUGGAGGCGGUGAGGAACGGUGGUUUCUACGCUGGAUUUGUGGAGAGACGUAACGUGACGGCUCACGGUUUGGCUCAGUGUUGGGAGCCUCUUACUCGCAGUGGUUGUGCUGAGUGUUUGAGUAACGCUUCAGAGAAAAUCGGUUCUUGUUUGGGUAAAGAAGAAGGUCGAGUUCUUAACGCUGGCUGUUACAUGAGGUUUUCUAAUCUGAAGUUUUACAAUAACUCUGGAAAUUCAACAUCAGAUGGAAAUGGUGGUCAUAACCAUUUGGCUGUGAUUUUGGCGGUGACAUCUUCGGUUGUGGCUUUUGUUCUGUUGGUCUCUGCGGUUGGUUUCUUGUAUAAGAAGAAACGUGCUAAGAAGCUAAGAGAGAAGAAGCAACUAGGGUCUCUGUUUAUGCUUGCAAACAAAUCUGAUCUUAGUUUCUCCUAUGAGAAUCUCGAGAGGGCCACUGAUUACUUCAGCAACAAGAAUAAGCUAGGACAAGGAGGAUCUGGUUCUGUAUUUAAGGGAGUUCUUAGUAACGGUAAGACUGUUGCGGUGAAGAGACUAUUCUUCAACACAAAGCAAUGGGUUGAUCAUUUCUUUAACGAAGUCAAUUUAAUAAGCCAAAUCGACCACAAGAACCUUGUCAAGCUCUUGGGAUGCAGCAUAACCGGACCCGAGAGCCUUCUGGUCUAUGAGUACAUAGCGAACCAAAGCCUCCAUGACUAUCUUUUCGUAAGACAAGAUGUUGAACCGUUGAGUUGGGCGAAGAGGUUCAAGAUUAUAUUUGGCACAGCAGAAGGAAUGGCCUAUCUACACGAAGAGUCGAAUCUGAGAAUCAUACACAGAGACAUUAAGCUGAGUAAUAUACUUUUGGAACAUGAUUUUACUCCGAGGAUUGCUGAUUUUGGACUGGCUAGAUUGUUCCCUGAGGACAAGACUCAUAUCAGCACAGCCAUCGCCGGUACACUAGGGUACAUGGCGCCAGAGUAUGUGGUACGAGGUAAACUUACUGAGAAAGCAGAUGUUUACAGCUUCGGAGUUCUUAUGAUUGAAGUUAUAACUGGAAGACGUAACAACGCCUUCUCACAAGACUCUAGUUCGAUCCUCCAAACGGUUUGGAGUCUGUACGGGACAAGCAACUUUGUUCAAGUUGUGGAUCCAGUAUUGGGGGAUAACUUCAACAAGAUGGAAGCGUCACGGUUGCUUGAGAUCGGUCUGCUCUGCGUUCAAGCAGCGUUUGAUCAGCGUCCUGCCAUGUCUGCGGUUGUGAAAAUGAUGAAAGGGAGUUUGGAGAUUCCUACGCCUACGCAACCGCCAUUUCUGAACCCAGGGAGUGUAUUGGAGAUGAGAAAGAUGAUGUCUCCGAUGAUGGAAGAUCAGUCCCAGUCUUCGGGCUGGAGGAGUGACAACAUAUCUGAGAGUUUCUUUGAACCUAGAUAAGCUUUAAGAUCGUUUUAUAUCCGAAUCAUUUUUUUUUUGGAUGGAUCUCAAUCUGUCAUAUGUAAAAAGAACUGAGAUGCCGAUAAAUCGUGUGUAACUAAUUGAGGUAACGUAUGAUCCACGCCACUGUUAUGUAACCUAGGAAGUGAACACGGCUAGAGCUCACUUGGUGGGUGGAGGGCAAACUCCGGUUUAGUCUUGGUUUAGGUUUGUUUAUAAAUCUAUAGUACGAUUCGAUUAAUAUUACAACCGUUUUUAUGUGAUUUUUUGUUCUCAAGUUUGUAUGUUUUUCUAUUUCAAAUAAAUCACUAGUUUUGUUUGCG